AUGCCUGAAACCAUUCUCGUCACUGGAGCCUCAGGCUUUGUGGCCUCACACAUCAUCCAACGAUUCCUCGAAGCAGGGUACAAUGUCCGUGGCACCGUACGUUCCGCCUCGUCCGCCGAGAUUGUACAGUCCCGCUACCCCCCAGAAUACACAGACCAGCUCUCCUUCGCAAUCGUCCCCGACAUCGCCGUCCCAGGGGCUUUCGAUUCCGCUGUCCGGGACGUCUCCGGAGUCAUCCACACCGCCAGCCCCUUCUUCCUCGCUGUAACCGACAACGAAGCCGAUCUCCUACAGCCUGCCAUCCAGGGCACGCUAAACCUCCUCAAUGCCAUUGCCGCACAUGGGCCCACCGUUAGCCGCGUUGUCGUCACCUCUUCCUUCGCCGCGAUCCUCGAUCUCAUGAAAGGCCUUCGGCCCGGUUACCGAUAUACGGAAGCAGACUGGAACCCGUGCACCUACGAGGAAGCCAAAUUAACCACCGACGUGAGCUUCGCCUACUGCGCAUCCAAAGCCCUCGCCGAGCGCAAGCUGUGGGAUUGGAUGUCCCAGCAGCAGCAAGGACAGCCCACCUUCAGCGUCACGACCAUCUGCCCGCCCUGGAUUUUUGGGCCCGCCCUAGGAGAACCCAACCGCGGGAACAACCGCUUGAACGAGUCAUCGGAGGUCAUUUACAACCUGAUCAAUGGGUCUCGGAGUAACGUUCCGGACCAUGAUUUCUUGGCGUUCGCGAAUGUCAGCGACGUGGCGGAGGCCCAUUACCAGGCGUAUACUCGCGAGGAAGCGGGCGGGGAGCGCUUUCUUGUUUCUGGAGGCCGGUUUCUCUAUGGAGAGGCGUGCGAGGUUAUUCGAAAGAGGUUUCCACAGCUGCGGAAGAAGGUUCCGCAUGCUGGUGGUGGUGCCGCUGUCGAGACGUAUGUUGCGGACGGAAGCAAGGCGGAGAGGGUGCUGGGGCUGCGAUAUCGCAGUCUAGAGGAUACCUUGGUAGAGACCGUUGAUGAUCUCUUGAGGAGGUUUCCGGUUAAGUGAUGGUGUGCCUGGUCGCGUUCUAUGUAAUUUCUAAGAUUAGUACGUGCUUCUGAUCUUUCAGUGCGCUCUGUGUUAAGUAGUCCCAUAUUUCGCCGGUCGUGAAGCUGUGAAUAAUACCAUUGGUCAUUUCUCAGUUAGAAAUCCCUUCGCAAUUGUCCACGGUAUUGUGUAUUCUUUCCGGUCCAAGUAAGGAGACUCGAGGUCUGAUAAAAU
Messenger RNA from Aspergillus homomorphus CBS 101889, 1239 nucleotides. Its product is annotated as SDR family oxidoreductase. The record is from RefSeq and is a predicted model, not a curated record. The coding region runs from base 1 to 1026 and encodes 341 amino acids. The transcript has a single exon. Gene Ontology annotation, molecular function: oxidoreductase activity, acting on the CH-OH group of donors, NAD or NADP as acceptor. NCBI's taxonomy places the organism in Eukaryota, Fungi, Ascomycota, Eurotiomycetes, Eurotiales, Aspergillaceae.